AUGGAGGAAAAGCCUUUCGAAGCGUUGGCCAAGUCUUCGGGCCACCGUGGCUCAGGCAAGUCGGGCCCGCAAGACAUCCGGAACCUGUGGACCACGGCCACUCUGUCGCAGCCGAAGCUGAACGUGCCGCUCCCCACUGUCCACGAGGACUCGGAACUGGACGGCAGCAGCAAGACUCGCCGGUCGUACAACCAGAAGAAGGCUGGCCAUGACUCGGACGGUGGCUGGCAAGAAUCGGAUGACGGAGAGGACAAGGACAGUUUCAAGCCAGAGGAGCUGGACGAGCACACCUUGAUGAAGCUGGAGAUGCGCCGCGGCAGCUCCCUGGGAGGCUGUAUACAGGAGGACGAUUCCAAGACCGACGACGAAAAGUCUUCCUCAGUGUCAUCGCUCAAUAUCUCGAAGCACAGACCCCAUCGAGCCUACUGGGUGGAGCAGCAGAGCAGGCUGCCCCUGCCCCUGACUGAACUCAUGGAGAAGGAAGCUCUGGAAAUCCUCACCAAAGCCCUCCGGAGUUACCGAUCGGAGAUCGGCAGGGACCAUUUCCUGACCAAGCAGCUGCAGCGAUACAUCGAGGGGCUCAAAAGGCGCCGGAACAAGAGGCUGUAA
Molecule: messenger RNA, 609 nt
Organism: Hippopotamus amphibius kiboko
Lineage: Eukaryota; Metazoa; Chordata; Mammalia; Artiodactyla; Hippopotamidae
Gene: CATSPERZ
Product: catsper channel auxiliary subunit zeta
Exons: 5
Coding region: 1-609 (202 amino acids)
Biological process (GO): flagellated sperm motility; sperm capacitation
Cellular component (GO): CatSper complex; sperm principal piece
Source: RefSeq, a predicted model, not a curated record